Messenger RNA from Hippocampus comes (tiger tail seahorse), 4157 nucleotides. RefSeq names its product niban apoptosis regulator 2a (gene niban2a). The record is from RefSeq and is a predicted model, not a curated record. The transcript is spliced from 13 exons. NCBI's taxonomy places the organism in Eukaryota, Metazoa, Chordata, Actinopteri, Syngnathiformes, Syngnathidae.
CUCGUGGCCACACCCAAAGCGGGGCCGCCUUAACACGUUGGACCAGUGAUGCCUUCCAGAAGGUGUGUCCCGCCUUUCUGAAGCCGAACCGUGCUUUCACCUCCUCCUUCCCCUCCUCGUCCCCGCCUGCCGCCAGGGUGUUGUCACCUCGCCCAGUGCUCGGAACAAAACCCAGCAAAGACAGUAGCGGUAGCAAGUCUCUCUAUCUCUCCCCCCUCUCUCUCUCUCUCUCUCUCUCCUUCACGAGGAGACACUUUAAGUUUUCGCCUCUUGGAUUCGGUCGAAUAAUUGCGCUACUAUUUGGGAACCUCGCCACGGUCGACCCGGAAUAUACACGCCUGCAACCGGUUCGGAUUGUGUGACCGAGUCUUUGGGGGUUCUGCUGCGACCAUGGGGGACGUGGUUUCCUCUCACCUGGAUGAAGGCAAGCGGGAGAUGAUUACAGUGAAGACGGGAGAUGUGAUGAGACAGUUCAGCGACGUGUAUAAGCAGCAGUAUGCCGUCGCUCUCUUCAACAGCAUCCGCUACGAGAUCGAAGGAGGUGGCGGGCCACAAUCGCAGUUGCUACACCGGAAGGAUCCUUUGGCUGGCCGUUCGAUUUUUUCAGGGAAUUUGUUCCAGUACCUCGAGGAGAAUCGCAAGUGGAGAAAUCGCUUCGUAUCGGUGCCAAACAACUACACCAUCAACCUCUAUGAGAGCAAAUCAGCACAUGAGCGGACUCUGCAUCCCAAAGUAACCAUCAACUGUGCCGGCUACAAGGCCCUCACAUCUAUUGAAGAUUACAUGGAACUGAUUAACACUAGCCUUCCAGAUGUCAAAGCCAAAUCGAGCAGCAAUCCUUUUAUCAGAUGUGCAACGCCGUUCCCACUCAUCCUGUGGCACCCGUACGCCCGCCAUCAUUACUUCUGUGUGAUGACCGAGAAGGAGCAACAGAAGUGGCACGCCGUCUUGCAAGACUGCGUCCGGCACUGUAACAACGGUCUGCCGGAGGACUGCACUGUUCAGACGCCGGCCUUCACUGACACUGUGAGACUACAUAGACAAGCGAAAGGCCACUAUGGGACCUGGGACAUGAUGUGUGGAACGCCUUCACAGAUCCUGGCAAAUCUAGUGAUGGAGAGUCUCCAUCCUGAAGUGAGAAACGCAAUUGGUCCUCGUUUGAAAGGGAAGAUGCAGCAAAGGCAGAGAGAUUGGAUGUUUGUGAGUUCUCGUCAGAUUGUUCCAGCACAGCGGAAGAGUGAGAAUAUUGUAAUGCUUAUUAUUGGGACUGCUUCUUUGUGAGAUUUAUUGCAGAAAAUCAGCCUGUGAUUCGGACAUGUUUUAAUGAAAAAAAACAACAACAAAAAAAAAAAAAAACUGGUGUUACCCAAAGCUGAGUCUCUCCUGAAGCGGAGCGUCCAACCUUACAUCAACUCCAUCUUAGAGGCUCUCAUGGAGCCCAUCAGCCGAGGUUUCGCUGAGGUCAGGGAUGUUUUCUUCCGGGAGGUGGUGGACAUCAGCAAGAACCUGUUAAAUGGAGGAGACAAAGAAAAACUGGCCGAGCACCUGGAGAAGCUCUCCAUGCUGGCUUUCCAUCCAGUCAAAAUGAAGAGUUGCUAUGAUAAUGUGGAGGAGCUCAACCUGGAGGGACUGCAGCAAAGGUUCGACGUCUCGAGCCCUUCGGUAUUUGUCAGCAGGGCUCAGAUCCUCAUGAGGGAGCAAAUGGACAAUGCAGUACACACAUUUGAGCAGCUGCUGCAGCAGUCGUUAGCUGCCCAAGGAGAAAAUGACAUGUGUAAAAUCAUCCAAGGGUGCCAGGAUAGGGUUCUCAAGAAGUACGAUUACGACAGCAGCACGGUACGCAAGAAGUUCUUCAGAGAGGCUCUGCUGCAGAUCAUCAUCCCCUACAUGCUGCAGCAGCUCGCGCCGUCCUGCUCCACCGAGCUGCCGCGUUUUAAAGAGCUCAUCUUUGAGGAUUUCUCCCCUUUCCUUCUUGUGGAAAAUAUGUUUGAGGAGGUGGUGCUGCAGUCUGUCACAAAGGACAUCAUGAUGGCUGUGAAGGAGGCUGCCGUCCAGAGGAGGCACAAUCUCUACAGGGACAGUAUUGUCAUGACCAACAGUGACCCCGACCUCCAAGCGCUUGGCGAAAGUCUUCCGGUGGACUGGGCCACCAAAUUCGGCAACGGUCAACCCGAAGGUGGUAGCGGCGAUGCCGACGGAGGUUCUGGGAAAAAACGCAAGCAGGUGGUGUCCAUGAUCCAGCUCGAAGGAGUACCCUUGCCCUACGAGUCGUGUUUGGAAGUUCCGGGGGUCGAGCUUAUCCCCGAAGAACACGCCGCGGCGUCCGAUGACACGGAGGAGCAGGCUGAGGCCGAUGCGUGCGGGGGGCCGAAAUCCCCAGAUAGCGUGGACGAAAUCAGAGAUCUGAUCAAUCCGGUGAAGGAAGUGGUGCUGCCAGAUGAAAUCGAGAGCGACAUGUCCAACGGGACGGUGCCGACACCGAGCGGCAUCCCGCUGGGGGAUGGAGCGCAGGAGGAGGUGAGCCACGUCACCACAUUGGUGGAGGAUGUCCCCUUGAAGUCUCCGCAAGAGAAGAGAUCACCACAGUCAAUCCUCCAGCAGUUGGUGGGAAACAAGGAACAGGAAGACGAGAAGGAGGAAGCGGCGAUUAAGAGUGCUAUUGAGGAAAUCGAGUUAGCAGUACAGGAAGGUGAGCGCGAACAAACUGCGGAGGUUUCCGCCACGAAAUCCGAUUCGUCGCAGCAGCCGGCGUUGGCGAAGGACUCCGCUCCACACGAAGAGCCUCAGCCUGUCAAAAAGAGCCUGAACGGCGACGACAGUAUCAUUGACCCUGUAGAAGUGGAAGUGGUUGUCGCGUAGGAUGACCGCCAUCCCAAACGCUCGUUCUGUGAGAGGUGGAAGUGCAUUCUGCCGGGACUUGCUUCGUAUCGUUUCUUUGUUGAUGUUGCACACCUCAAAGACCAAUGUUCUCAUCCGCGGCUUGACUUCUCUGAGAUAUUGUUCUUGGUGAUUGGUUCUUACGUAUAAUCCCCACGCAGGCUUCCUUCAUAUUUUGUGAAUGACACUGAAUGCAUCACGUUUUUGUUUUUUGUUUUUUUUUUUGGGGGGGGGCGUAAAUAACAAUCUGAACGCUGCUGAUCAUAUUCAGCACCAAAAAAAAAAUACCCUUGUGGUCAAAUGGGAUAUUCUCUAAAACCUUGACAAGAGGUGUCAGCCAAUUUUGCAAUAAUGUGUUUACGGUAGUGCGCCGUUCUUGGCAGCAGGGGGCGCUACAGUAUAUCCCUCAUUUUAACAACGACAGUUUUUCAAAUCAUAUCUAUUUUUGUAAGUGUUUUCUGUAUUUAUAAUGUAGACUUGAUGCGUGUUUUAAGCGAUUGCGUUCAAAGGUAUUGGCUUCAAUGUAUGGGAGUUUUAAAACCUAUAAUCUUAGUAGACUACAUAUACACAAACGUUCUUGGCUUUUCUAUUUUUCUCCAGCUUCACUGUAAAUACAUUGGAUCAAACGUUACGGGUGUCUAGUUAAGCACAUUUUCUUUUUUUUCUCAUUCAUUGGGCUCAGAGGUUCCGUUUGCUCAGCUCAAAUUGGCCUUGUGAACCAUAAAUGUUUGAGGGUUUGUUUUUUUUUGUUUUGUUUUGUUUUUUUACCUGUUCAUCACAUAGAGGUUGGGAUAAGAAACCAAACGAGUCACAAUUUGUUAAUUACUCACUGGAGAGAAAAAAAAGCUUUUUGAAUUAUUCGUUUAGAGACUUUGAGAAAUAAUGACACACUAACAUGAAACACGGUUAGUCUCUACACUUUUUGCACUCGCAAUACAAUUCAAACAUUCUUUAAAUAAAGUAUGCGAUCUGUUUUAUCUUGGAUGCUGAGAAGAGAGCUGCAAAUCCUUCUCUCUUUUUUAAAAACAUUUUUAAUAGCUUAAGCUUGUAAAAUCACCUCUUGCAUCUUGAAACAUUUGUCUGGAUACCUUUGGUGCAAGAAUUUAAAUUGUGAAACUAUACAUUGCUUUCAAUGGAGGGGCGCGGACACCUCUCCUUUAUUUAUUCCUGUACCCAUGUGGUUGUGCUUUUCCAGAUCUCGGUCUGGAAAAGCUAUGUUUUUGUCAUCUUGAAAUAUGUACAAACAUUUAUUGUUGAAUAAAGUUAUUUCCUGAACUAUG